CACUCAUUCUUCUAUUGUCCAUCUUCAUACCAAAGUAGCAUCACACAAUGGCUGGAGAACGUCCUCUCUAUAACUUUGCAUUUUACUUGAUUGUUGUCUUAGCUACAACUACUGUUGCUAUGGCUUCUCGGGAUAUGUCUCUGGAUAUUGUAGCGAUUGAACAGAAUUUAGUUCCAGUUGGUGAUAUAAUAACUUGCUUAAAAACAUGCUACGUCCAGAGUGAUUGCAAAGAUGGUUGGCUUUGUUCAGAUUGCGCAAAUGAUGCAUUUGAUCAAGGUGGAAAGCAUUGCGACAAGUUUACUUCUUCUGGACAAGGUUAUUUCUCAUCAAUGCUCCGUCAAGCUCAGUCGGUUGCUGCAGAGUAAAAUUUCACUGCUCUAUGUUUGUUAAGUUCCCUGGUAAAACGUUGUGUUCGUCAAUGGUUACUUUUGUUUCCUCUUUGUGUAAUAAAUAAUUAUAAGCAACCAUAUAUCCCUUAGGAAAACUAUUAUGGUUGCUUACAAUAAAUUUGAGCAAUUUGGCUUUGUGAUUGCCAUUGUUUGUGAUCAAUCAUGCAGUUAAGUUUCCUUUGAUUCCUUGUACACCUAUAUUUAUUAAGUACCUAUAUUUAUUAAGUCAAAUUAUUUCAGAAUCAAAAUUAAAUAGUGAUUGGA
Lycium barbarum (goji berry) is the source of this 653-nucleotide messenger RNA. RefSeq lists its product as uncharacterized. The coding region runs from base 48 to 365 and encodes 105 amino acids. NCBI's taxonomy places the organism in Eukaryota, Viridiplantae, Streptophyta, Magnoliopsida, Solanales, Solanaceae. The record is from RefSeq and is a predicted model, not a curated record. The transcript has 2 exons.